Molecule: messenger RNA, 1955 nt
Organism: Xylaria bambusicola
Lineage: Eukaryota; Fungi; Ascomycota; Sordariomycetes; Xylariales; Xylariaceae
Exons: 2
Coding region: 330-1658 (442 amino acids)
Source: RefSeq, a predicted model, not a curated record
CCCCAAACAUGCCCAGUCAGAUGUCCAGUCAGAUGUCCAGUCAAAUGCCCAGUCAAAUGCCCAGUCGGAUGCCCGAUGGAGAGAACUUGAUACACCCAGAACACGUCUUGUAAGGGUUGGUAGGUAGGAUCCAGUAAUGGUUUCGUACCGUAGCAGGCAGGGGUCGGCCACCCCUUCGGGAGGAAAUCGACACAACAAGCACCUAUCCACUUGGAGGUUCCGACCUACACCUUCUUCUCUCUUUUACCCGCAGAUUGCAGUGUUGUUAUCGCAGAUCGAUGAUCGCCGACAUAUAGAACUGGCGCUGGUGCGUGAUUAUUUAAUGGGCCAUGCAAAGUCAAGAGCCAUAUGAUGGGUUGGAGGUGGCGUUACCUGAGAGGCACUGGGCACACGAACAUGAGCAAUCUGACCUGGCACCUUCAGCACACCGGCUAGAGACUUCUCUCCAAGAACCAAGGAGAAAAUGUGGUCUGCCCCUCCGCUCGUUUUAUAUAAUACUGGGUAUUGUUAUAAUCUUCAUCCUUGCGGCAAUUGCUGGUGGUGUAGGAGGCGGCUUAUCUUCGAAAAGCUCACACAACCAACAUCAAGAAGAUGCUACCAACAGUGACGGGAAUAACCAUACGAACGGAGGUAACUUGACUAACCCGACAAGCUAUCAUAUUUUGCCGACGUCACAUCUCUCAGCAACAAACUGGACAGAUCCAGACGGAUACACACAUCGAUUCAUCUUCUUCCAAGACGGAUACGGUGCCAUCGUUGCACGUAGGUGGAACACCCAGAAUCAGAGCUGGACUACGGACAACCUCACGGACAUCUUUCAGACAUCGCGUACGCCUAUAAAUCCAUUGAGUCCAUCUACUCCGAUUGCUAGCAUCUCUUUCAGUUACAAUGAAAUCAAUAAUACAAGGAACAAGAUUCUGCUGUGGUAUAUAGCACCCGACAACACGAUUGCCAGUGUCGAGGUACAAGACCUCGUGGAUGCGCCGGAAGAGUGGACAUUCAAAACACUAGAUGGGGAGGUCAUCGAGACGUAUCCCGGAUCACAACUCGCCGCGGCUUGGAAUCGAUGUUUGGACAUCUGUGUGGGAUAUUGGGCUGUGGCGUACCAGAGACCCGGAGAUGCCGGCAUCAACGUCUUAAAUGGGAGCGAUAAGAGCCAUGCAUCUUUGGCGGUCGAGUCUGAUCGUGUUGUCGCUGGCACGAGCCUGGCACUAACACCAGAGGUGCAAACCGAUGGCGAUUCCGUGGCACGACUUACAUUGAUGAGCGAAAGUCUUCUGUCUUCAGACUCUGGAAAGGCGCAAAAGUCAACAUAUGAGGCAGAGUGGUAUCAUGAUGGCGAACUCUUGUCUGGCACUACUUUACCUGCGCCAUCUACAAUGUUACAAUUUUCGAUAACCCUCUUGGAUAACUUCAGGACAGUUGUCUUCCUUGCUCUGCUUCCCAAUGGGACCGUAGCAGGGUCGUAUUAUCGAAGUCACUUCGUAUCGAUUCCAGCCGUUGACUUUCGUGGUGGCCCGUCUGAUUUGAACUUUACAGCUAUAGCAACGAGCGAGGAGGCUAUGUUUUACGGGAUAUCGAAUGAUGAAAUCCAUCAAUACUCCGUUGAUCACACCGAUCCAACUGUUUUCCAAUAUAUCGAUACCAUAUUCCCUUGAAAGGAGAUAUGGGGGAAAAUAAUUGAAUGUCAUUCACAGUGCUCUUUAUUCGUUAUGGUCUUCCUGUUUCUGUUCGCCUACUGCUUCAUUUGGGGGGGGGGGUCAAAAAUAGCUGUUAUACUGCCUACGCCAGAUUAAUGGUGUGACGUUAUAGUCAAACCAUCUCGCUGAUUUACCUCUAUUCACCCGAUAUUGCCAAUUAGCCAAUGCUGGCCUAGGCAGCGGGGCCGGCGGGAUUUGAGCUUGGCCAUAGUUCCAACAUCUUCAGCAGAAACAAACACAUUCACUUCCGAAGAA